CUAGACUCCACUCUGAACCCCUUAGUCGUUUUUACCAGAGAGAGAGAGAGAGAGAGAGAGAGAGAGAGCGUUCUGAGUGUUAAUAGAGUAAAGAAUAACAACAAAAAAGCAAUAAGGAUGAAACAGCAAUAAGCAGUACUACAAACUCUACAACAAAAACUGCAGUGUCAUCAUCAUCAUCAUCAUCAUCAUCAUCGUUGUCGUCAUCGUUAGCAACAACAACAACAACAACAACAACGAUAACAACACAACGACAACGAGAGUGGUGGUGGUGGUGGUGGUGGUGCAGGGUAGUGUGUGUGUGUGUGUGUGUGUGUGUGUGUGUGUGUGUGUGUGUGUGUAGGGUAUAGGGUACGUAGGUCAGCCUCCUCCUCCUCCUCCUCCUCCUCCACCAUGGCAUUGCUCCCUUCCUCCAUACCAGUCCUCCUCGUCGUCCUCGUACUACACUUCACCCUCCCCGUCAGCGCCUUCUUCCAGAGCGGCAUCAAGCUGGGCAUCAACCUAGGAGCGAACAACCAGCCGCCAGCCAAACACCCGCUACACUAUUGCACUGCCAAGCAAGAGCAGCUACUGAGGAACCUGUACGUGGACUACUUCCAGUCUACGGGGCCCUGCGUCACCCCCGACGGGACCAAACUCUACCCCUUCAAGAGCUCGGACGGCGGGGGUGGCUUGGCAGGCCCCUCCGUCUGUGUCAAGCUGCCCAACCUUUGUCAGCUCCUGGGCAAGUCGAGGGGCCGCAGCAUCCUGGAGGUGGGCAAGACGAUGAUGGCGAACCUGCAGCGCAACAUGAGGAGUCUCUACCAAAUGUUGACUGGACGUCCCUCGCCCAUGACAGGAGACUCCACGCACUCGGACUCUCGCGUGCUCCAGGUGUCAGCCCACUACGACGCUCCUGCGCCCAUUGUCAACCACCACGUUCACUGCGACUACGGCGGGUGUGAGGGCGGCGGCGGUGGAGGCGGCGUGCCGGUGUGCGAGACCGUGGAGGACCUCGUGUUCCCGAUGAUUGGUGUCUCGGCCCUCACCAACGCCACCGUCACCGUGAUCCAGGCUUUCCCCGACCUGGUGCAGCCCGUUUUCUUUAGGAGGUGCAGGAGUCGGCAGGCGCAGGUGGUGUACGGGGAGUGUGUGCAGGAGUACCUUCCCGUGAGCCUGCUGGUGGCGCCGCCCUACCCCGGGGCUGUGCUGGCUCACGACUUCGUGCUGGUGGAGUCCGGGUGUCGCGUCGCGGCGCACGUCGGCCACCACUACGGCGAGACGCAGCCGCGGGAAGCACAGCAGCUGCAGGAGGGCGUGGGGGCCAGGGAGAGUGACCGGCGACUCUUCUGAAGGCGGCGGCGACUAUUUAGUCUCGCGAAUAGAGAAUGAGCCGAAACCUACUUAGGUCGAUAUUCUCAGACACUUCCGCCUCUCACAGCAACUAUAGUUCCAGUUACCGAAAAGGAGAUUAAUCAGGGUUUAAUGCGUUUUUUUCACGUUCAUGGUACAAAUGAAGGGUCAAACUACCCCUGAAAAUGCCUACAGCUCUUACGAAAGCCUUGUCAAAUAGUAUGUCUGCCUGGGCGCCGAAAUGUUUAAGAAUGUUAAAGGUGAUGGUCGCCGCUAAAUGGUGCUGGUCUUUCGUUUUCGUAUCGCCGUGUUAUGCUCGUGUUCAAGUCGAUACUUAAAGCAUAGAUUAGAGCAGUGGUUCUUAACCUGGGUUCGACCGAACCCUAGGGGUUCGAUGAGCCAGUAUCAGGGGCUCGGCGAAAGCUCUCCGAAACACUGCAAUUUUGCAGUUGAAUUUUAAGCCAGUUUUUCUUUAAUUUUUGUAUUAAUUAAAAUGAGAUUUAUUUUUUGUAUUAUCUAAAUAUACUCGAAUUUUAAAGCCAUUUUUCUUCAUUUUUGUAUGAUUUUUUCUUCAUACUCGAGCGAGGGGUUCGCCUACUGUGCGGAGGUUCUCGUUAGGGUUCGACGCCUCUGAAAAAGGUUAAGAACCACUGGAUUAGAGGGUCGACUCUUAUAUAAGUGCCACGUUUAUCAGUCGACCGUAGCACAGCCAUGGAGGGGACUCGACUUUGAGUGCAUGUAUAGGCCACGGUACUGAGGCUAUUUCAUGUUGUGGGCUGUAAGGUAGUAGUGGAAAUAGAAGUCACUAGCUAUAUAUAUAUACGUACCUGUUUGCUCUCAUUUUGUCAAGCUCGUUGUUUCGUAUGUUUUUUUUUUCGUAUAAUUCUUUCAAAACUUGUGUAUGCUAUUGACACUUUGUUUCGUUUGAUAUAAAUAGCUUUCCAGUCAUUGUUUGUUCGUGUGUGUGUGUGUGUGUGUGUGUGUGUGUGUGUGUGUGUGUGUGUGUGUGUUUACCCUUUUGUCGGGUCUAUCUAAUCUACCAUAGACAACAAAAAAUAUUCUGACCCUUAAUUCUUCCUUUUUUCCAUUGUUUUCUCCCUCUCUUUUGCCUUCCUAUCUCCCUUUCUUCUUUUCCCUCUCCCUUUUGCCUUCCUUCUUUCCUUUCUUCCUUUCCAAUCAUUUGCUUCCUCUCUAAUUUUUCCUUACAUGUCAUUCUCCAACUCCUCUUCAUAUCUCUGCUGUGGGUCCAUAAUUUACUUUUCUCUAUUUUUCUUAUCUUCCCUUCCUCCCUCCCCGUUCAUCAAUGCUUCCUUAUUGAUCCUACUCAGUCCCUUUUUUUCGCUUAUUUUCAAUCUUUUUUUUAAUUUCAUUUGCUCUUCAGUUCUUAGUUCUCAGUUCCUGAAUGAUGAUCGUCCAUGAGUCGACAUUUAUGUCAUAAUUUAUUGACUUGCUAUUCCUAAUUCAGAGGUAUACCCUUCUUGGAUAUUCUUCAGCUUUCCAAAAUCUAGUCACAGCUUUUUAUUUCGUUUAUUUUCAAGUAGAGGAAUAUAUAUGAGGUCUUUUUAAUUGUUUGUGUGUCACGUCGUACGACAAUGACUACCGUAACUUUUCUUACACAUCAAUCAUUGUACACCAUGUCAGCAUAAAUAAGAAAAAUCAUUGGUUUUAGAAUCAGUCGAUUGGAAACUAAUAAUAAGUAGUUGAACCUGUAAUUUGGAGAUUGGUGUUAAUAAACCUUUCGGGGGACAAGAGGAGGAGGAGGAGGAGGACCAGCGUGACCAAGUUGUCGUACUCAGGUCGUUGCACUGAUGCGAUUAUGAAAAUUACAGUGCGUGCAUUAUAGUGAGGAAAGAUAAAUAGUGUUCGGUAAUAGGAUUGAAAAGCAAAGUGUGUCCGUAUUAACAGAAGAGAGGAUCAAGAGGAGGAGCUGACAUAAUGAUAUAUACGAAGCGAUACAAAACUACCGUAGAAAGGAAGGAAGAAAGGAAAGGGAGCGACGAAAGAAGGAAGGAAAGAAGAAGAAAAGAUUUAUUAUUAUUGUUUCCUUGCAACAAUAAACAAUCAAUCAUUAUAGAGGAUCUU
Messenger RNA from Eriocheir sinensis (Chinese mitten crab), 3414 nucleotides. RefSeq lists its product as uncharacterized. Lineage: Eukaryota; Metazoa; Arthropoda; Malacostraca; Decapoda; Varunidae. The record is from RefSeq and is a predicted model, not a curated record. The transcript is spliced from 7 exons. Bases 394 to 1332 code for a protein of 312 amino acids.